This is a messenger RNA of Plodia interpunctella (Indianmeal moth), 1445 nucleotides long. Its product is annotated as lipase member H-like. The record is from RefSeq and is a predicted model, not a curated record. The transcript has 2 exons. Gene Ontology annotation, biological process: lipid catabolic process. Lineage: Eukaryota; Metazoa; Arthropoda; Insecta; Lepidoptera; Pyralidae. Gene Ontology annotation, molecular function: lipase activity. The coding region runs from base 39 to 1127 and encodes 362 amino acids.
UUAUAUUACCGUUACAUAAGCAAUCGGAGGUAUAUGCGAUGCGCUCGCGCAGCGUGCUGGUCGUUUCCUUACGCCUGCUUGGGGCCCUGGUGAUCGUAGCCCAGGCGGGGCCCGCGGCGACCGAGACCCUGGGGCCCUUGACUGCGGGCCUGCCGCCGUUCCUGGCUACCAAUUUUGAAGAACUAGUGAAAACUGCUGCGGCCAGUUGUGAGAUACUGCCCCUGGAGGUCCUGUUCUCCAGAGAGUACACGUCGGAGUUGCCCCUGCUGGACGUGGUGGAGUUCACCCGCGCCGGCCGCCGCUCCUACCGCGUCUCUAACGCCCAUCAUCGCCUCCGCGAACACCCGCGCCCCACCUCCCUCAUCGUCUACGUCCCCGGCUGGCUCAACUCCCCCGACGACGAAGCCUCACAAGCCCUAGUCUCAGCCUUACUCAGAAAAAACCCAAUAGUCCUAGUUCUCGACACCCGCCUGGCCUUCCAUCGAGGAUAUAUCUCUUCAGCUUCAAGAGUCAAGGCUUUGGCCAAUCUUUUGUACAGCUUCAUUAAAAAUGUCUAUAGAGAAGGCAUGCCUUUAUCUGCUGUGCAUCUCAUAGGAUUCAGUCUUGGAGCUCAUGUUGCUGGAAUCACAGGAAAAUUAGUCAAGAAUGGAUUAAAAGAAAAGAUCGGAAGAAUUACGGCUCUAGAUCCGGCAAAACCUUGUUUUGUAAGAUUAAGUGAUUACAGGCUGGAUAAAAAUGAUGCUCAGUUCGUACAGGUAGUCCAUUCCAGUGCAGGAAUUUUGGGUUUGGAGAAUCCUUUAGGUCAUGCUGAUGUGUACGUAAACGGAGUGUUGGUGAAACAACCUGAAUGCCGGGAUCGGAGCAUAACUUUAGAGUGCGACCACGCGCAGGCGUGGAGACUGUACUCUGAGUCCGUCCAGAACGACAGGUCCCUCAUGGGCAGGGAAUGCCGGUCGUGGAACGAACUGAUGAGAGGAGAAUGCAGUGGGAACGAGACUGUGGUAGGAUACUCCUGCAGUGCAUCUUCCAGGGGAAUGUUUUUGUAUAAAUCUAAUAUGGCUAGAAGCAGACGAAGAGAACCGCGAUUUCAAGUUUUCAAUCCUUUCGACCCAUUUUCGUGGUUAUAAAACGAUAUUUUAAGAAAUUGUAAACCCAGACCAAUACAUUUUGGUUUCGUAUACCUCAUGCGUGUGUGAUACAAUAGCUGUGAUAUUAGAUGUACUCUAGACAAUACGCGUUUGUACAAUAAAGGCAAUUUUAGUUUAUAUUUUUUUUAUUCUUAUUGUCAACAGAUACAACUUAAAAAUAAAACCUUUUAACGGGUGGUUCAGGGAUAUCAGUAAUAUUUACUUGUUUAGUUUCUUCGAAGCAGGUGACAGGUAUAUCUUGAAGCUCUUCACUAUUAGAUGGGGCCUUAACAAGUUUGGUGUGGGUUCUGACCAGAA